Molecule: messenger RNA, 1707 nt
Organism: Limanda limanda (common dab)
Lineage: Eukaryota; Metazoa; Chordata; Actinopteri; Pleuronectiformes; Pleuronectidae
Gene: bpifcl
Product: BPI fold containing family C, like
Exons: 16
Coding region: 124-1566 (480 amino acids)
Molecular function (GO): lipid binding
Source: RefSeq, a predicted model, not a curated record
GAAAGCACCAGCAGCACUUAAACCCACAGCACAGAAGCGGAGACGUUGUUCCUCACAUGAAGAAGAAACAUCAAGAGCCACCUUCAGCAAAUUCAUCCUGCAGUGAUUCAGCGGCCCAGCAACAUGCUUCUGUCAGUGGUAGCAGUGCUCUUGCUCUUCUCCUGCACCAGUGGAGAAAACCCUGCAAUACAAGUCCUCCUGACCAACAAAGGGCUUCAGUACGGGAACCAUGCAGGGACAGACUGGAUUCAGGGGAUUUUGGAGUCUGUCACCCUCCCUGACUUCAGUGGCUACGUUACUUACUUUCCCCUGGUUAAGAUGGGAUUCACACUGACAGGCACCCAGAUAAAGAAGUGUGACCUUCCAGAGCCGUCUACUGAGUUCUAUCCAGAUUCCACAGGAUUCAAGACAUCACUGUCAGGCCUCAGUGUUGCACUGUCCGGACAGUGGAGCAACAGCUUCUUAGGAAUGCAUGACAGUGGAACUUUCGACAUGGCUGUGUUUGGUGUGGAUGUGACCUCUGUGGUGAAGCUGGGGAAAGACGCUUGCGGCCAUUUGUCUGUGACCAGUGUGAGCUGUGACGCUCGAGUUGGACGUGUAGACGUAAACUUACGUGGGGGAACCAGACGCACAUUCCCGCGUUUUGUGAAGAAAUUCAGGAGCUCUAUCACACCACAAAUAGAGAGCAGAAUUUGCCCCUAUGUGAAGGAAUUUAUUGGAAACUUGGAGCAACACCUACAGGCCAUGAACGUUUCCUUCGAUGUGGAUCAGGCUCUCACCUUGGACCUCGCUCUCACCAGUUUACCUGUUGUCAGUGUUUCAAGUCUGAGUCUGGGUCUCAAGGGUGAGUUCUACAACAAAAAUCCUCCUCCGUUUGAAGCUCCGUCUUUCACCGUGCCUGAGCAGCAGGGCUACAUGUUGUCCAUGGGCCUGUCGGACUUCACUAUGAACUCUGCCCUGUAUGGAUACUACUCAGCCGGAGUGUAUCGGACCCUCAUCAACGACAGCGUGAUCCCCAAAUGCUUUCCCCUGCACCUAAAUACCAGCUUAAUGGGACCCUACAUCCCUCAGCUUCCCAAGAUGUUUCCCGGUCUGCUGAUGAAUCUGCGGGUUUAUGCCACAGAGGCUCCGGUGUCUUCCUUCCAGCCUGAUGCUGUGAAGCUGGGCUUCCACGGCGCCAUCGAGGCCUUCGCCAUCCAGCCAAACGCUACCGAGACUCCACUGUUUCAACUCAGUGUUGUGUCAAACUUCAGCAGCAAAGUGUGGAUCGCUGGUGAAACAGUGAAAGGCUCUGCUUCAAUGGACAAUUUCACACUGACGCUGGUGGGAAGUAAAGUGGGACCCUUCAAGACUGAUGCUUUGGAAAAAGUUGCAAGGAAAGGAGUAGAGAUGGUCCUGGCAAAAGUGAAUGAGACACUGGGCAAAGGAAUCCUUUUACCCAGACUGGUAUAUGCACGGCUAGUCGACUCAGUUCUCAAAGUGCAUGAGGGGUUUGUCGUCCUCUUCUCUGAUGCUGAGGUGUUUACAGACAGAAGCUUCAGCUCACACACUAACAGAGCUGUGUAACUCUGGCACAUCGAGCAGCUAAUAGACAAGUUUCUGUCUCUGAUUCCAUGCGACGGAAGCUUAAGCUCAAUCACUAAUUUGUCUCAACAACAAUCAAUUCAAAUCAACUCUAACUGCAAUAAAAACGUUUUCUGAAAUAUA